AUGAGAGAACACCAUCUCUUGCCCCCCUACCUGGUCGCCGCAGUUGAGGACUAUUUCCGGGACAGGCAGCUGAAGUUCCACGAUAAACGGAGACUCCAGCAGCGGAGGGAUAUGUCGUGCGGCGUUCCACAGGGGUGUUGGGCCCCCUACUUUGGAACGUCGCAUACGACUAUGUUCCGCGCGACCCUACCCCCCGACUGCCACGUCGUCUGCUACGCAGACGACAUGCUGGUGGUGGCCGGGGGCACGACUUGGAAGAAAGCCGUGGGAACGGCGAACGUCGCAGUGGCGUGUGUGGUCGGCUCCGUAAGGGAGUUGGGCCUGAGGGUGGCCCCCGCUAAAAUGGAAGCUCUGUUCUUCCACGACGGGAAGAGAGGGGUGCCCCCUCAGGCACAUAUCGUGGUGGACGAUGUCCGUGUCCCGGUGAGGCCCACUAUCAAGUACCUGGGCUUCACCGUGGAUGGUCGCUGGGGCUUCGUCGAACACUUCGACGAGCUAGCCCCGCGAUUGGGCCGCCGAGCAGACGCUCUGCUCGGCCUCAUGCCCAACCUUCGCGGUCCUAACGAGUCGGUCAGGCGGGCGUAUAUGCACGUCGUCCUGUCCGGGGCCCCGGUAUGGUGUGGGAAGGCCCUGGCCAGUCGCUGUAAGGAACCGACCGCGCGUUGUCGCCACUGCGACGAGGACCGGGACACCGCGCAGGAGGCCUGCCCGGCCUGGGCGGGCGAGCGCGAUGUCCUGGUCCGGGAGAUUGGGGAUGAUCUCUCCCUGCCGGCUGUUGUGAGGGCAAUAAUCGGCGGGGAGAGAGCUUGGAAGGCCUUCUCCUCCUUCUGCGAUCGUGUGAUGUCGCAGAAGGAGGAGGCUAAAAGGCAGAGGGAGUAG
This is a messenger RNA of Acromyrmex echinatior (Panamanian leafcutter ant), 879 nucleotides long. RefSeq lists its product as uncharacterized. NCBI's taxonomy places the organism in Eukaryota, Metazoa, Arthropoda, Insecta, Hymenoptera, Formicidae. The record is from RefSeq and is a predicted model, not a curated record.